Molecule: messenger RNA, 1661 nt
Organism: Phanerochaete carnosa HHB-10118-sp
Lineage: Eukaryota; Fungi; Basidiomycota; Agaricomycetes; Polyporales; Phanerochaetaceae
Exons: 5
Coding region: 153-1136 (327 amino acids)
Molecular function (GO): hydrolase activity
Source: RefSeq, a predicted model, not a curated record
CUUUGAUUGGUCGACUCGAUGUUCGAUUCGAAGCUCACAGCUACCCUCAAUGAUGUCAUCCUGGGCCACCAUGUUCAAGACUGGACGUAGUCGUUGUGCACCCCAUAGCCUGUAUUUCAUCCUCUUUCUUCACUAUCAUCACGCGAACUAUCAUGCCUGACAUCGUCACUUCCAACAUCCCUGAGCGUAUCGGGCGCGCAAACCAAGUCGACCCUGGUAUCCUCAACUUCCUCAAGGCGAACAACCUCAGACUUGGCGGCAAAGAACCCUUCACUGACGAGCGCCGUCAUCACACAGAGGUGUUGGCUGUCGAACCACCUCAACACCUCGUCCAUGUCCGCGUUGAGCCGCUCAUCGUCCGAGGACCAGUCGGUGACUUCAACGUCAGAUGCUACCAUCCCUCCGACAAGAAGGGUGCCGCGUUCAUCUAUAUCCACGGUGGAGGGUGGACAGUCGGCAGUCUGCCCGAGUUCGACACCUUUUUCCGCAUCAUGGCAGAGGAAAGCGGCGUCCAGGUGUACGCCAUCGAAUACCACCUCGCGCCCGAACAUAAGGUAGAGCAAUAUUUUCUUUUCGAAGCGACCCUUCGCUGGCUCCACCAGAACGCUUCCAACCGCAGCGUCGACCCCAACCGUAUCUCCGUCGGAGGUGAUAGUGCGGGUGGAAAUAUGGCUGCUGUUACGGCUCUUCGGAUGCGCGAACUCAAAGGCCCCAAGAUCGCGCUCCAGGUUCUUAUCUACCCAGAGGCAAAGGUGCCCUUCGAGACCCUCGCUGGCGCUGAGAACUGCACCGGUCUCUACCUCGAGACUCAAGGCGUUCUCUUGUUCGCUUGGAAUGUACUUCCUCAGGGCAAGAACCACACCGACUAUGAUAUCACGCCUCUGUUGGCCGACAAGACGUUGCCCGAAGGACACAGAAAUCUCCCGAAGGCUUUCAUUAUCACGAACGGCUUCGACCCUUUGCGUGAUACCGGCUUCGAGUAUGCCAAGAAGCUGAAGGCUGCUGGAAACGAAGUUCUAUACGUUAACCACGAGGAUUUGACUCACGGCUUUAUCCAAUUCACCAAAUGGAGCAAGCGCGCGAUGGAAGAAACCGUUGAGCUCGCCAGAACUGUAGGAAAGGAGUUGGCAAAUUGAGGACGAUAAGCUUCGCUUUCCUCUGGGCUCUUGCAUGCAUGUCACUUCCCGUUAGCAGCCAUUACAAGCCGUUGUCUCAUUUGCUGCAUGAUUAGGAACGAGUAGCAGUUAUCGUAAUUGAUUUCCCACGUCGCCGCGGCCCCGUGCCCCCAUCCCAGUUCCACUCGCAUCACAUUCAUGCCCCGGAACCAGCAUAGGCCCCGGCCAUGCGUAUCCCGAUUCCCCGUGUCAUUCCUUAGUGAUGAUUGCGUGACGGGCUCAGAGUCGCUGACAUCAUUAUCAGUGCGUCUAGCGGAUUGCCCGUAUAUAAGGGAGCCAAGCCCUCGCGUCAGUCUCGACUGUCAUCAGUUAGCAAUCAUGUCAAUGUCCGCCGCUGAGAAAGAGUACACUGGCGGCUGUCACUGCAAGAAGUUCCGCUACAAGCUUACGCACCCGGAGUUUGAGAACGGAGAGCGCGAAGUCGAGGCUUGCACCUGCAGCCUUUGCACGCAGAAGGGAGCGAUCUGGUCGUACGUCCGACGCACU